GCGGGGGGGAGGGCUCACGCCUGCCCCUUGCCCCCUGGCGGCGCUCCUCCUAAGGAGCCGGGCCGCGCCGCCACCACCAUGAACCCGCGGCUGCAGCACUGGCGGGAGGCGGCCACGCUGCUGCUGGCGGCCGGCGCGGGCUGCGGGGCGGCAGCUCGGGGGCGGGCGCGGGCCCCGCUCGGCCCCUUUGACUACGAGGUCCUGCUGCUGCAGCGCAGCCCGCACAGCGGCUUCCUGCCCAGCGCGCACGUCUUCCCGGGCGGCCUGGUGGAGGCGGCCGACUUCUCCGCCGACUGGCUCGGCCUGCUGCCCGCCUCGCCCCGCUGCGGGCUGGGGCCGGUGCCGGGCGGCGGCCGCGCCCCGCUCUUCGCCACCGACCGCGCCGGCCUGGGCUCGCCGCUGCCGGGGGACGUGGCCUUCCGCAUCUGCGCCAUCCGGGAGACCUUCGAGGAGGCGGGCGUCCUCCUGGUGCUGCCCGGCCGCGGGCCCCCGCCCGGCCCUGCCGCCCCGCUGCCCCCGGCCCGGCUGCCGCCCGCCCCCGAGCUGAGCGCGUGGCGGCGCCGCGUGCAGAAGGACCCGGCCGCCUUCCUGCAGAUGUGCCGCCAGCUGCGCUGCGCGCCCAACAUCUGGGCGCUGCACGAGUGGGGCAACUGGCUGACGCCGGCGGGCCGAGGCGGGCGGCGCUACGACACCGCCUUCUACCUGUGCUGCCUGCGGCAACGCCCGCACACGGCGCAGGACGAGCGGGAGGUGACGGGCUUCAGGUGGUCAUCACCAUCAGAAGCAAUUGAAUGCUUUAAAUCUCAGGAAAUGUGGUUUGCUCCUCCUCAAUUUUAUGAAUUAUGUAGGCUGUGCAACUUUUCCUCACUUGAUGCUCUACAUAGAUUUGGUUCUGAUCGUGCAUUAGAAGGUUGUGAACGCUGGAUGUCUGUUAUGUUGGCUGCUUCAAAUGGCCACAUUCAGCUGUUACCAGGAGAUGAGCUGUAUCCAGAAGAUCCAGAUUAUACAGGAGAAAAGAAAAUGAUCUGGUCAACAGAUAAGAAGGUUGAAGAUCUAAUGAAGGAGGGUAGUAGACUUAAUCGGAUAGUAAUAAAAGAUCUUAACCGUCUUGCUGUUUACGUGAAUAUCCAACCAAAAUAUAAACACAUCAAUCCAAUAUUGAUGGACUCUAGUCUAAUAGGAAAUAAUGAAGACUGCAAUAGCAGACUAUAAUAUGUACCUGCUUUUUCAGUCAAUAUUUAAGAAAAUAUAUGUUUAUUUUUUAUACAUUUAGUCUUUUGUGACAGUUGCUGAGCAGAUAGUAUUGAAGGCUAAAGUUCAGCAAUACAGGCUUUUUGCAUUGUUCUAAAAUUUACAUCAACUCUGGUAAGCUUACCUCUCUGGGUAAAAGGAAGGUUCAAACUCCUACUUCAUUUUAGAUCUCUCUGAAAUUGAAACUGAACAAAUGUGCCAAGUGUGAUGUUGAUAUGUUCAGUGAGAACAUCAUAAUAAGCUACCAACUUGAUUUUGUGGGUCAGUGAAUGGUAAGUGAAUGGCCGUAUUUGACCAUUCCUAAUGUUGUCCUGUCCAUCCUAGGCCACUUAUAUGCUUACAGUGGACUACAGUGAUGCAAUUAAAUCGUACUUUCUCAUUGAAAACAAAAAUGCCUGUCAUGUUCUGAAUUCAACAAGCUCUCUUUUCUGUGUUUUAAAAAGUUACAACAGACAGCGAGGCACAUGGAACUGCAAUUUAAAUUUUCUAUUCUGUGACUGAUGUAUUUCCAACUCUCAUAUUUGGGAAUCUGAACAUCUGUGCAUUAAGUGAACUUAACUAAUGGUCAUUUAUUCUGUUUUUUAAUACUUUUUAUAAAUUCUGUGUUUAUGGUCAGUACAAUUUAGUUUAAGCGAGUUUCCAACACUCAUGAGUAAAACACUUUAAGGUUUAACAGCUUUUUAGACUUUUAAACCUUCCAGACUAAAAACAGCUUGUCUGCUGAAACUGUCAGCUCAGUCUGAUAGCAACUGUUCUCUUCAUUUAGUGUCAUACAUAAUUUAAAGAUUUUAUCAUCUUAGAAAAGAUGAAAAAUAAACUGUUUACUGCAUAGUUACGAAAAGAAUACAGGAAUGUAUUUUACUGUGCAAAUGAUCCUUAUGAACAACUGAAGAAGUGUGGUGCCUUGGAAAUAUCUACUGUCAUGUUUAACUUUUCAAGUUUUGUUUUGUGACAUACUGAAUGUAUGUUGCCUUACAAUCUAAGUCUUAUAUCAGAAGGCUACUUUAGCUUCCUUACAUUUUGUCACCCCACACUGUGUGUGUGUGUUGCCAGUAGCUUUCUUAGAAGAGAGAUAUGAUAGGGGAUCUGUAUAAGAUUCUCUGUACUGUGCAUGGAAGCAGAAGAGGUUAUGAUUAAGGGCCAGCCACUAGAUCUGUACAGAGGGUAAGUUUUUUACAACUUUGAAAAUUUUAAAGUUUGUUUCUGUUGCAUAUUGGAAUGAAAAUAAAACCUUUUAAAAUAUGUA
Alligator mississippiensis (American alligator) is the source of this 2497-nucleotide messenger RNA. RefSeq names its product nudix hydrolase 19 (gene NUDT19). Lineage: Eukaryota; Metazoa; Chordata; Crocodylia; Alligatoridae. Gene Ontology annotation, molecular function: hydrolase activity, acting on acid anhydrides, in phosphorus-containing anhydrides. The transcript has 3 exons. The record is from RefSeq and is a predicted model, not a curated record. Gene Ontology annotation, cellular component: mitochondrion. The coding region runs from base 79 to 1212 and encodes 377 amino acids.